Messenger RNA from Fusarium musae, 450 nucleotides. RefSeq lists its product as uncharacterized. Bases 1 to 450 code for a protein of 149 amino acids. The record is from RefSeq and is a predicted model, not a curated record. NCBI's taxonomy places the organism in Eukaryota, Fungi, Ascomycota, Sordariomycetes, Hypocreales, Nectriaceae. The transcript has 2 exons.
AUGGGUACCUCCAAACGUCAAGUCAGUCAUACUUACACUUGCACUUACACUUACGCUUACCUCAAGUCUAACUUGGACAGAUUCUAUGUGGACGAUAUCGAAGAUGAAUGGCUCAACGGCGAUGACUUUGACUUUGUGCAUCUCCGCAACAUGAUCCCAAUCCUCAAAUCACCUGUAACACUCCUCAAGCAAGCAUAUGCAAAUAUGAAACCUGGUGCCUGGGUAGAACUCCAAGAUGUAGAUGGCCAAGUCCACACAGACGACAAUAGCAUUCCCGACGACUGGCCCCUAAAACGCUUCACAGAAAUCAUCCUCCAAGCAUUCGCUCUCUAUGAAACAAACGCACAUGCCGCUGUAUUCGGAGGUCAAUAUCUCGCUGAAGCAGGAUUUGUCAAUAUAAAGCAUAAUUAUAUCAAAUUACCUUAUGGGACAUGGCCAAAGGACAAGUAA